AUGACCCAACUUCAGAAGGUAGCACAGACACAACUAUUCUUUGCUAAUGCUUGGAUUGGACUGUACAUUAACGUCAACAACUGGUACUGGUCCUUCGGAAUUGAGACACUAAAUUUUACAGCCUGGUAUUACACGCAGCCUGACAAUUUGUAUGGAGAUGAGUUUUGCGUUUUUAUAUAUCUGGGGAAAUGGCAUGAUGCACCAUGUAACUGGCCGUUAUAUUUUGUGUGCUUUGAUGACAGGGAGAAUGCUACUGCCAACUACAUUUUAAUCUAUCAGAUAAAAACAUGGGAUGAUGCUCAGAGCUAUUGUAGGCAGUAUUACACAGAUCUCGCCAGUGGAAGAAAUGCAACAGAAAACUCAAUUGUAGGGGGAUUUCUGUUUGGGGUUACUGUUUGGUUUGGCCUGAACAGAGAACGCUGGAGAUGGUCAGACCAGACUACUGAUGUGUCUUUCAUUGACUGGUGGGCUGGAAACAGUGAUGAUUACUUGAAGAAUAAAGGUUGUGGCUAUUUAUAUGGUCUUCUGGCUGAUGAAGAACAGUGCUCAUACACUGUUAUGCCUUUUUUCUGUUACUUAUACCCAAAACAACAGCAGCUCAUGAGAUUGAAGGUCAAGUCCAGCCAGGAUUUGAAUGAUCCUGCGGUAAUGGCAGCCAUCCUGGAGAAGAUGCAACAGAAACUGGAGGAUAAUGGAACUGGUAACAUCACUGUGAAUUGGAGAGAGCAACCAGAUGGAGUGGUGUUUCACAAGGAUAAAGAAAAUAAAACUGCAUUGAGAAAAGCACCAGGGGUGUGAGUGAUCUUGGGGCUGGACUGUCCUGCUUUUAGUACUAGAUGAUAUAAAAUUUGUGAUUA
Molecule: messenger RNA, 857 nt
Organism: Clarias gariepinus (North African catfish)
Lineage: Eukaryota; Metazoa; Chordata; Actinopteri; Siluriformes; Clariidae
Exons: 4
Coding region: 1-798 (265 amino acids)
Source: RefSeq, a predicted model, not a curated record